Balearica regulorum gibbericeps (East African grey crowned-crane) is the source of this 1200-nucleotide messenger RNA. NCBI's taxonomy places the organism in Eukaryota, Metazoa, Chordata, Aves, Gruiformes, Gruidae. The record is from RefSeq and is a predicted model, not a curated record.
GUGCUGAUCAUCGGUGGUGGCGACGGGGGAGUGCUGCGAGAGGUGGUGAAACACCCGACCGUGGAGUCCGUGGUGCAGUGCGAAAUCGAUGAGGAUGUGAUCCAGGUAUCUAAGAAAUACCUCCCAGGGAUGGCAGUGGGGUAUUCCAGCGCUAAGCUGACCUUGCAUGUGGGAGAUGGUUUUGAGUUCAUGAAACAAAAUCAAGAAGCCUUUGAUGUGAUUAUCACGGACUCAUCUGACCCCAUGGGUCCUGCAGAAAGCUUGUUCAAAGAAUCCUACUACCAGCUGAUGAAGACAGCCCUGCGAGAAGAUGGGAUUCUCUGCUGCCAAGGUGAGUGCCAGUGGCUGCACCUGGAUCUCAUUAAGGAGAUGCGUCAGUUCUGCAAGUCUCUGUUCCCUGUUGUGGAAUACGCCUAUUGCACCAUCCCCACAUAUCCCAGCGGGCAGAUUGGCUUCAUGCUCUGCAGCAAGAACCCGAACACAAAUUUCCGGGAGCCUGUGCAGCAGCUCUCACAGCAACAAGUAGAGGAGAGGAGUCUGAAAUACUACAACUCUGACAUUCAUCGGGCAGCUUUCAUUCUGCCAGAGUUUGCACGAAAGGCCCUGAGCGACGUGUGAGACUGAGAAGCUGCUUCCUUCCUUCAAGUUGGACCCUGAGAUCGUCAGUGAUGUGGUGGGGACCUUCCCAACAGACUGCAGAUUUGCUCUCCGCUGUGUGGGAUUGUUUAACCCUUUGCCAGCCAACAUUCCCUUUGAUGAUGUGUUAAAGAUGGUGGGGCAUAAGCCAGAUAAGACUAUUGAAAAGGUCCAGUGACUUAUUGCGUGAGGUCAAAACUGUUCUUUCCAGUGCUGGAAACGUAAGAUGUCUUUUUCCUUUCUCUCCUCCCUGUGCCCACCUCCACCCCCUACAACUGACAUGAUAUAUUUAUAACUGGCACGUAUUUCUGUCUGGUGAUCUUCUGAAACUUGGGAAGAGUCCAGAAGGGUCACUGACUCAGCCUUAAACACAGAGAGUGAGAGCUUUGUGCACAAACUUAGCUUGCUCUCUCCAAAUAGGAGCUCCCUGCUGCUGAGACGUUUUGACUGGUAACGGGUCUGAGCCUUCGUGUCCCACCGCCCUUCUGAGACACCUGCACUGUUCUGCAGCACAGUUGGAGAAGUCAUGGUGCAAACUGUUGCCAUUCACAAUAGGUCUCCCUC